Molecule: messenger RNA, 615 nt
Organism: Caenorhabditis briggsae
Lineage: Eukaryota; Metazoa; Nematoda; Chromadorea; Rhabditida; Rhabditidae
Exons: 5
Coding region: 1-615 (204 amino acids)
Source: RefSeq, a predicted model, not a curated record
AUGAAGCCUCUGGAUUUAUUGAUUUUUUUGGGAAUUUUCCUGGUAUCGGGCUCAAAUGGCUGCUCACCAGAUGUCAAAUUUGAGAAGGAUCAUCAUCGGAGAAAAGAGCUAGAAGAGAAGUUUAUAAGCAACUUGGCGGAUCUGAAAAAUCAUGAAGACGUUCUUCUGAAAGCCGUGGAAAUGAUGAAGAUAGCAAACGAGAAGAAGGAAAAAGAUGAGGAUGAAAUUGAUUAUAAAAAGAGAAUUGCGGAAAUCGAGAAAGAAUUAUUACAGACGAAAAGUGAUCAUUCAAGACUAUUAGAAAAGCACGAAGACUACCUCCGCAAAUUCGAUCAACCCAGAACGUGGACCGACACAAUCAGCAAAUACACCGGUGACGCUUUCGGACGUCUUCUAUUCAAUGGUCUUUGGGGAGCCAUCGUCCUUCUUCUUCCACUUUUAAUUCGACCAUUCCAACGAAGAUGGUUAACAGCACUUCGUGGCGGAAAUGGUCCCACAAUUGAAGAGGUCACUGAGGAUCAUCUUGAUGGCAUGAGGAUAUCCAACGAGGAGGUUCGACAAAUUUUGGAUUCCGAUGGAGCCCUGAGAAAAAAGAAGGCGAUGAAAGGCGAGUAG